ACGAUGAAGUCUUGCUGUGUUGUCACCAUCUGUUUACUUUGCACAGGAACAAAGUGCUUCAAAGCAAACAUGAUGAAAUAAACAGACGAGUCAAGUUGCGAAAAACGGCAAAGCUACAUUGCACAAGGGCUCCAGAACGGAAGAUAUCUCGAUAACGUUUGCGAAACAAAUUACAGCCAGAGGAAAUAGAGCUAUUAUUUGUUCUAAGUACGCAAUAGUUCUGAGUGUCCCUCUACUGCGCGAGGAUGAACGUGGGCACGGCACACAGUGAGGUCAAUCCAAACACACGAGUGAUGAACAGCAGGGGUAUAUGGCUCUCCUAUGUGCUUGGCAUCGGCCUCUUACACAUCAUAUUGCUCAGCAUACCCUUCGUCAGCGUGCCUGUGGUCUGGACCCUCACCAACCUUAUCCACAACUUGUGCAUGUAUAUCUUCCUACACACGGUAAAAGGAACACCGUUUGAGACUCCGGACCAAGGAAAGGCCCGGCUUCUGACCCACUGGGAACAGAUGGACUACGGGGUCCAGUUCACCGCCUCUCGAAAGUUUCUCACCAUCACCCCUAUUAUACUGUAUUUCCUGACCAGUUUCUAUACAAAGUAUGACAGGGUCCACUUCAUCAUCAACACCAUUUCCCUGCUCACUGUGCUUAUCCCCAAACUGCCUCAGUUCCACGGGGUCCGUCUCUUUGGAAUUAAUAAGUACUGACGAGGCUUUGAUCUUCAGCACAAGAGGAUGUGUGGCCCCUUACUCUGUGGGAAUAAAAAAAGGGGGAAAUUUAGGGCUUCAUCGGAUGCUCUGCUGCUUUGCGGUCAAAGUGGCUGAAAAAUCUGCUAUGGUAUCACUUUUAUUGAUGUUUUUUGUAUAACAUUCAGUAGAUACAAACACAAUUGUAGAACCACCAGCAGAAUGCAGCAAAAGAGGGUCUCUGGAUAUGUUAGGACCACCGUUAUACUCUGUAUUGAAACGGAGAGUGUUGGUUAACUGUGUUAUGUACGUCAUUUGGACCCGUGUGUUAGAUUUCAGUCACUUUGGCAGAAAUGCUACAUUGAUGCAGUGAAUCAGAUGGGUCAAAAUAGGCCGGUUCAUCUCUUCUUAACUGUUUUGGGGGCCUGAGUCAGCACUUCCCAAUGUUCCCCACCCCAAUGUUCAGCACUGGGGUGUUUAAAAAGAGAAAAAAGGUACUGUGUUUCUGAAGAAAGUGUACAAGGCUAUUUUUAGCCAAAAGACUGGCUUCAAUUCCAUUGUUGGACAAUGUCACCCUGUCCUGAUAAAACUUUUGCCAGAUCCGUAUUUCAUGUUUUUAGAUUUAAAACAAAACUUGUUGAAUUUUAUAUAUGCACAACCUGUUAAAAUGUUUUAAUCAUGUGUUGGUUGCAGCGCUACAUAUCUAGUCUUUCACUCUUUUAUAACAUGCACUAAUAUUGAAGAACAAAAAAAAGUUAGUUGCACGCAUGGGAAUUAAAAACCUGUAAGAGUGGCUUCAGAUGGGGAGAACGGGUACAAGGGAAUAUUGAAUUGGAUCUUUUUUUCCCCCCAAGAGAGCAGUCUAACUGUGCAUAU
This is a messenger RNA of Sinocyclocheilus rhinocerous, 1562 nucleotides long. It is a transcript of the gene ormdl3, whose product is annotated as ORMDL sphingolipid biosynthesis regulator 3. The transcript is spliced from 4 exons. The record is from RefSeq and is a predicted model, not a curated record. NCBI's taxonomy places the organism in Eukaryota, Metazoa, Chordata, Actinopteri, Cypriniformes, Cyprinidae. Gene Ontology annotation, cellular component: endoplasmic reticulum membrane. The coding region runs from base 246 to 707 and encodes 153 amino acids.